GAGGAAUACACGGCGGUGUCUGGCCAUAUUGCGGGGCAGGUCUUGUGUGCUGCUGAAACCUUCCGUAAUCCGCGAACAUCGGCCUACCCAGCGCACAUCCACCAUGACGGAGCGGGAGGAUAACGUGUACAGGGCCAAACUCGCCGAGCAGGCUGAGAGAUAUGACGAGAUGGUGGAAGCCAUGAAGCUGGUGGCCUCCAUGGACGUGGAGCUGACAGUGGAAGAGAGGAACCUGCUCUCUGUGGCGUACAAGAAUGUGAUCGGUGCGCGGCGAGCAUCGUGGCGCAUCAUCUCCUCCAUCGAGCAGAAGGAGGAGAACAAGGGUGAGGAGAAGCUGGAGAUGAUCAGGAAUUACAGGACACAGGUUGAGAAGGAGCUGAAGGAUAUCUGCUCAGACAUCCUGGGGCUACUGGACAAACACCUCAUUCCCACAGCCUCUUCAGGGGAAAGCCGUGUCUUCUUCUACAAGAUGAAGGGAGAUUACCACAGGUAUCUUGCAGAAUUUGCCACCAGCAACGACAGGAAGGCAGCUGCUGAGAACUCCUUGGUGGCUUACAAGGCAGCCAGUGAUAUUGCCAUGACUGAGCUCCCUCCCACACACCCCAUCAGGUUGGGUCUGGCGCUGAACUUCUCAGUGUUCUACUAUGAGAUCUUGAACAGCCCAGAGCGGGCCUGCCGGCUUGCCAAGGCAGCAUUUGACGAUGCGAUUGCUGAGCUGGACACCUUGUCUGAGGAGAGCUACAAGGACUCCACCCUCAUCAUGCAGCUGCUGCGUGACAACCUUACGUUAUGGACCUCAGAUAUGCAGGGUGAAAGUGAGUCUGGGGCAGGAGCUGGCGGAGAGGGAGAGCAGAGAGAUAAGGAACAGGUGCAAGAUGUGGAGGACCAGGAUGUGAGCUAAGUGGUGGUAGAUGUGGUGACCCUCCCCUCCCAUACCCCUGCCCCUCCACCAUGCCACCACCGCCACCGCCACCUCUCUCCUCUUCUUCCCAUCCCUCCCUGCCCUUUCCCAGUGUCUUCAUCCACCACCACCACCACCACCACUACCACCACAUCCACCGCCACCACAACCACCACUCCUGCACACUCUGGAGCUCCGCCGUCACAUCCACCACGAGUACCACAGCCACCACCUUGAAUCUCUCUCUCUCAGCCACUGCCCCCUCUCAAGAUAUCAGUGUCAAGUGUAUACCAGUUAUUUAAACCACCCCCUUUAAGAAAUUAUAAGGAAAAUUUCAAUGUGCAAUGAGGAGAGACUUAACUGGAGUGUGACACAGAAGUUGCUUGUUAAUUUGAUAGAGAUGCAAGUAUAUUAUUUCCCUGUUUUCCCUUCAUGCAAUCCUGUACCAAUGCCAUAUCCCACCUUGAAGUGUGUGCGUGUGCGUGUGUGUGCGUGCUUGUGUAAGUUUUCUCUUAUAAUUUAUCAGCCUUUAUAUUAUAUGAUAGGUAAGGGAGAAAUGAUACCAGCAUGAUUUACUAUUGGUUGGCAUAAACUAGCGUACAUACAUUCGCAUAUAUACACAAGAGUGGUCUUUGAUGUACUGAAGCGUUAAAAUGCACAAAAAAUAAUUACCUUUAACACACAAGAAGCUGGCUGAUUGCUCACCUUUCCAUUAUUUCCUCCCACUCAUUUUUGUGUGUGCGACAGAGAUUAAGAGAGAGAGUAGCGAGUGUGUCUUGCUCCCUUCCUCCCACUAUCAUCCUUCACCUCCUUUUUCACUUGAUUUCCCUCCCAUGCACCUCACCUUACAUCCUCUCCUCUUCCCCCAUCACCUGGGCUCCCAUUUCCUGUCUCUACAUGACCAUUCCUUUCUUACUUCAUCAUUCCAGAAGGUUAAGAGCUUAGGAAUACCUGCUUGUACCUCCAUUGCAAGCAGGAGUUUUAUUUAAUUAAACAUUGAUAUAGAUUGUGCCUGCUUAUUGAUAGGUUUAGUUGUUAUUGCUGCAUUUUUUUUUUUUUUUUUUUUUUUUUUUUUUUUUGGAGGCAGUCCACCAUCACCUCAUCAAUUCUUUUCCGUUACGCUUCAUUUACAAGUAUAGAAGAAACCGAUGUGUGUAUUUAUUGUCUUGUAAUGUAAUGAUACAGGAACACGAUUGAAGCCUGCGUGUUAGGUAGGUGCAGUUCACAUCUUAUGCUUUAAGCUCCUGACACCUAACCUCUUCUUACCCGGUUAUUUUGAUUUCUACAGCUUUAGUUCAUUCCCUUCCUCACCACAGCAUCACCCUCACCCUCUGGUCCCUAUAUUCCCUUUCCACCCCUCAGUGUUACUUGCAUGCUCUCAAGAGAUUAUUUAUUGAGGUGGAUUAACUUUACUCCCAUGUUCCUUUCUCUACCCCCAGUGCUCAGUGUUAAGAACUGAAUUACAUGUGUUGUUGGAUCCAUGUGGACCCAUAUCACUAUUUUCAUGAUUUCAGCGAAUGUGUACAGUGUGUGUGUGUGUACAUGUGUCUGUCUGUGUGCGUGUGCGCGUUUGUGUCAGUGGAGGAUGCAUAUACCCGACAAACUUGUAUACAAAUGGCUGAUGGAAUAAUACACAUCCACAAAGAAAGAAAAAGCCUCCUUUAACCCACAUCCUGUCUUAAUGAUGUUGUAACCCAUGCGUUGAGUGGUCACUUUGAAAGGUGCUGGUUAAUGUUUGCAUUUAAGUACCCUUUUCACUUUUCCAUCCCAUCCCUGGCUCCUUCCUUCUGUCAAUGCAAUGUCUGGUUUGAUCAUCAGCUUGCCACUUGCUUUUAUUCCUCCUUAGUGCGCUCAGUGUUCCAAGGGGUGCAUAUUUCACAGGGUCAUGUCUCGAGUUGUGAGGCGACGUGUUGGUCAGGUAGUGGGUUUGGGGCUCUCGGAAUCCUGUGGUGAUCCACGGCACUGGUGUUUGUCGUGGUGGGGAAGGCCAAUGUGGUGGUGGUAGUGAUAGUAUUGGCCGGUUACCUUGCUUUUCAUCUUCAGCCACACCCCUCUGAUGCUAUUCUCGCGUGCUCUUCUAUGCUACGUUCCUCACUCAGCCUUUGUUUCCCCCACCUUAACCCUUCUGUACCUCCCCAUCCCACCUCUCCAGUCCUGGGUCACUCCUAGUCACUUGUAGAUGACAAGCUUUAACCUCAACCUAACUCUUGCCUCCUGAUCCCACUCCCUGCCUCCUUUCCUUAGGCUUCUGUUGUCUAGUAUAAAUGUUGCAACUUUUGGGGAAGUGAAAGUACUGAUUUUUUUUCUCUCAGUAUCCAAGACUGAAAGUAUCUACUGCUGCUCCUUUCCUCCUUUUCCUUCAUCCUUUCCUUACCUGUCUGUUCCUCACACCUUUCCCCAAGUCUGCCCUUCAUUCUUUAAGUAACACUGCCUCACAUGGUUACUAAGUAAUUUCUACAUCUUGUUACUUAUUUUUUUGUUGAAUCUUUUCUUGCCAUGUAACCUUAACUGUGUGUAUUUGAUAGUGAUCUUUACUGAAGGUUUUCUGUGGAGAGAGUAUACUUUAUCUUUUCUCUUAAUCUUGUAUUUUGUAAGUUUGUUUCUGCCAUUACUAUGGAAAGUGGGGUUGGAGGUGUCUUGGUGGUGCUUCUGUGGGAAAAUAUCAUUUAGUCGUUUAAAGAUACCCAAUUGUCAUUAUUGCCACUGUCAUUAAUGUUAUAUUUUUUACUGGUGUCUGUACCGCCGCCACCCACUUGGUCUCUGUCGGUGUGUCAUCCAUCUCUAACUAAUGACCAGUGCUACGCAGACCAUUUUCAUUAUAUUUUGUUUCCUUUCAUUCAUUUCCUAUGCUGCCCCUGCCCCUCCCAGUCUCAAACAUUCCAAAGUGAGGGUUUGUUCUUGCGUGUGUGUGUUUCUUUUUAGUCUAAUUGUUGUGGGCAACUGAUGAGCAAUAUGUUUUCAGUUUCUGUCUCAGGCCGGUCACAGUUAUACAUACAUGUUUUAUAACCAAAGCUGCUGGUCUCGGUUAGCCGGCAGCCAUCCUCUCCCCUCCGCCCCUCUACCCCUGCACUAAUGUAUCACUGCCUCCCCUGCUCCUCGCCCCUGCCCCUCCUCUAUCCCCUGGUGCUAGAUAAAAGAUUGUGGCAAUAAGCGAUGAAAUAUUAUAUUAAAAAAUAUCAAGCAAAUUGCAGAAAUGUGAGGAAGGGAAAACAAUGAGCACUAAAAUCAUUAUCAUCCUUAGAUCAGGUGUAUUUGCAGGUGCAGCUUAAAAAAAAACAAGGAGUCAAGUAGUAGUAUCAGUGUACAGUCUAGGAUGACUGGUGUGUGUGUGUGUGUGUCUGUCUCGACAUGGCAGCCUGGCCUGUAUGUGCGUGCAGUGAACCAGACUGUCGUGGUUUGAGUGCGUCAAGUGUGUGAGUUUUGCGAGACUGCUUACAAGUUUUAUUUAAGUGUUUCCUUGUGUGUACAGAGGAGUGCAUCACUAGUACUAUAGUAGAGGCUUGCUGGCUGCUGCAACACUUAACACACUGCAACAAGGAUUAGGAUGAAUGAUUCCACACAAAAAAAUUAUUGUAGGCUUAAAAUUUUCUUUGUACAAUGCCCGUGGUCCCCUGUUCCUCCCUAACCAUCAUCCCAACACCAGCUCCUUGAUCCUUGUCCCUCCCUGGUGCCCCCUAAACCCCUGCAGGAUCCCACAUUAAUAAGUACAGUACUUCCUGCAAUACCACAGUCUCAUUGGUUAUCGUCAUGCUGUAUUUUUUACUACAUAACAUUGCUACUACUAUUACUAUUACUACUACACGCUAUGAGUUGUGAGUCUUGCUAGAAUGUGCCCCUUCUAUGUACAUACUAAAUUGUGAUAGGUUAUGCACACCUCUCAAACGCACUUGCAUGUUACAGUGUUUGAUUAAAGCCUCCAUAUUCUCUAC
This is a messenger RNA of Portunus trituberculatus (swimming crab), 4830 nucleotides long. RefSeq names its product 14-3-3 protein epsilon-like (gene 14-3-3epsilon). Gene Ontology annotation, biological process: signal transduction. The record is from RefSeq and is a predicted model, not a curated record. Gene Ontology annotation, cellular component: cytoplasm. Lineage: Eukaryota; Metazoa; Arthropoda; Malacostraca; Decapoda; Portunidae.